UUCAAACAUUGAAUUCUUCUAUUGGUCGAUCUACAGAACAGACGUAGAAAAAAAGAUUAGUUCGUUCAAGUCAAGUUUGUCUUUCAAGAAGGAGAGAAAAAUGGCCGUCGUUGUUUUGCAGAGUAGUCUGCAGUCUGCAAGAAGCAGUAUAUUGCCAGCAUUGACAGCAGGUGUUCAAAAUGCCUCAUAUAGUACAGACAGUGAUGUUCACCCCAUCAAGAAUGCAAGUCUGCCAGCUCUUAAAAGAGGAACUGGAGGCCGCAGUAGUUUCAACGGUGUAGUAGCCACUGUGUUUGGAGCAAGUGGAUUUCUAGGACGCUACGUCUGUAACAAAUUGGGAAAGGUUGGCAGCCAGUUGAUCAUCCCGUAUCGAGGAGACCACUAUGAUGUGCUUCGGCUCAAGCUGUGUGGAGAUUUGGGACAGGUUCUCUUCCAAACUUUUGACCCCAAGGACAUGGACUCCUAUCGCAAAUGUAUUAAAUACUCUAAUGUAGUAAUUAAUCUUAUUGGGCGAGAUUGGGAAACCAAGAACUACACGUAUCAUGAUGUCAAUGUCAAAAUUCCACGUACAUUGGCUAAACUAUGCAAAGAAGCUGGUGUUGAAAAAUUCAUCCACAUCUCUCAUCUGAAUGCUGCUGAAAGACCAGAGCCACACAUGCUAAAAGAAGGCUCAAAGUUCCUUGCAACCAAAUGGGAAGGAGAGCAAGCUGUAAGGGAGGAAUUCCCUGGAGCAAUAAUCUUCAAGCCAUCAGACAUCUAUGGUUCUGAAGAUCGAUUUUUGAGAUCAUACGCCCAUUUCUGGAGGCAUACAAUUCACUGGUUGCCUAUGUGGAAGAAAGGUGAACACACAAUCAAACAACCAGUGUUUGUGUCUGAUGUGGCAGCUGGAAUAUCAGCAGUCUGCAAAGAGCGAGACACAAUUGGUCAGACCUAUCAAGCUGUUGGGCCAAAACGCUAUCUGUUGUCCGACUUGGUGGACUACUUCCACAGUGUGAUGAGGAAGGACAAAAAGAAUUGGGGCUAUUGGAGGUACGACAUGAGGUUCGACCCUUUCUUCAAGAUGAGGGUGAUGGCCACAGAGAUGAUGCCAGGCACACCGAUAGCAUCACUUGGAUUUGACAAGCUUGAGAGGGAGUGCAUAAGUGACUGUGUCAUGCCCGGAGUGCCCACACUGGAGGACCUAGGAGUAACUCUGACUCAACUGGAAGACCAAGUCCCUUGGGAACUCAAGAUGUACCGAGCAUUUAACUACUAUGAGGAGCAAGAGGGAGAGUUUGAAACCCCCAUCCCACCACCUGCUGUGCCAUAAACGCACAUAUUCAACACAGUAGUAUAUUCCUGUACAUAACCUGUUUUGUGCUCAUUUCUGCUUGGGGUCUGUGUAUUUCUUAAUUUUUCCUGAUUUAAUUUGUGUAUUCAACUUGUUUGUUACAUUAAAUUAUUACCCUAAUCUGAAUAAUGCAAUGUCAUCUUGGAUGAUUAAUAAAGUUGUUAGUUAUA
Molecule: messenger RNA, 1500 nt
Organism: Homalodisca vitripennis (glassy-winged sharpshooter)
Lineage: Eukaryota; Metazoa; Arthropoda; Insecta; Hemiptera; Cicadellidae
Gene: ND-39
Product: NADH dehydrogenase [ubiquinone] 1 alpha subcomplex subunit 9, mitochondrial
Exons: 7
Coding region: 101-1309 (402 amino acids)
Cellular component (GO): mitochondrion
Molecular function (GO): protein-containing complex binding
Source: RefSeq, a predicted model, not a curated record